AAAAGGGGGACUGGUACAUGGGUGUCGUUGUGGACAUUGGACUUUACCAGCAAACAGGCUCCAAGGACACGCUGCCAGCGCAGCUAAGGGGAGUGCUUCUAUACAAUAGCCUUGACCAUUCGUGGACGCUAUCCGGUUCAGCGAUGGACUUACGCUUCGGACAUCUAGCAUCCUUCUUCCACAAAGGCUCAGAAGGACCCGUCAUGGAGUUGAUGGAAAACAUUGACAUCAAAUACCUUGAACUGUCCUACCAAUAUCAGGCAUCGGGCGGAAACACCUUCACCUUCACUGGCAUCAUCCUUUUUGGUGCAUUAGAGCUUGAUCUAUUUUUUACUUACAAGACAACUGGGUGGACUUUCAACUCGCGGCUUGUUGAAACGGCAUCUAAUGAUAGCCCUAUGGCUACCACAGUAGGGGAUAUCUUCAAGAGCAUCACAGGGUCGGAGGCCGAUAUUCUCCCAUCAUUUCUGUCCGAAAUUAGUGUGAGCCGUGCACAGACAAAGAGGAAUGCGAUCGGGAUAAGCUGCGCGAGCAUUCCGAACCGAGCGAUAUUCUUUGCUGCCUACGCUAACAUCAUUGGCCUUUCACUGGCGUUUAUUCAAUACAAACCAACUACGAGAUCAAGCUCCACGAAGCGGAUCAUCAAAGCAUCUCUAUCCCAGUUCCCAACUCUGACUAUACCACUAGUAGGAGAGCUUCCACAGCUGUUCGAGGAAGCUUAUUUUCUAUGGGUGCAGGAUACUUCUCAAGCCGCCGAUGAGUCGUCCAAGGGAAUCACGCGCGCUGAGCUGAUCGACAUCAACUCCGUUGUCAUCAAUCCGGACCCAGAUCCGCCCGAUAGCGCUGGCGAAAAAUCUAAUACGUCACGUGACGGCAACGACAUCGUCAUACAAGCAGGUUGGCAUUUCGUCGUCGUUGUCAAAAAUGCGACCGGACAAAGAGAUGUGGCUAUUGAUUACGUAUUCGGGCAAAAGAAUAAAUCCGACCCGAAACCAGCUACAAAAGACCAGCCUACAGGAAAAGACGAAUCUGCGGCGUCAAAUCAAGCUCCGACGAAGGCCAAAGAAUCCGAUAGUGACGAAAAACCACACGAGAAGGGUUCGGGUGAUGUCAAGAAAGAUCCUUUCAAGAAGGCUGUGGGACCUUUGUCAAUCAGUAACGUCGGUUUUAGUUAUGCUGGUGACACUCUUACUGUCAUUGUCGAUGCGACAUUGGCACUAGGACCCCUCGAGCUUGACCUCUUGGGCUUUCAAAUCAGCCUUCACUUUGCGAAAGGCAUCACUCUCCAAAAUCUGCCCACCCCAGACAAGUUCAAGAUUGAUCUCGCAGGGCUGGCCGUUGCAUUCAAUAAGCCUCCUGUCACUAUAGCAGGGCGUUUCCUACACACCCCCUCAGAUGCCCGGGACUUCUUCGCAGGCGGAGUGGUCGUAGCUUUCAAGCCGUGGAUGUUCCAAGCAGCCGGUUUCUACGCGGAUAAUAAAGCAACGGAGAAAGUGGGUGCUUUUAAGAGCGUGUUUGUCUUCGCCAAACUCGAAGGCCCUCUAAUUACCUUUGGGUUCGCUGAGAUUUCGGGCAUCACUGGCGCAUUUGGAUAUAAUGUCCAGUUGAGGUAUCCAUCGGUGUCCGAAGUCAUGACAUUCCCAUUUGUCGCGUCAAAUGACAGUGACCUAUCUCCUCAGAAGGCCCUACAAACUCUGGUGGAAGGAGACAAUCCCUGGGCAGUCCCAAGCUUAGGCUCGAUGUGGCUAGCCGCUGGCCUAAAAGUAACUGCGUUCCAGGUCCUGUCCAUCGAUGCCGUUAUAGUAAUCCAGUGGGCUCCGGUGGUAAAAUUAGGAAUCUUUGGCGUUGGAAUCUGUGAUGUGCCAAACUCGAAAGCCGAGAAGAAAUUUGCGCAUAUAGAGCUCGGCUUAUUGUGCACUGUGGACCCAGCAGCUGGUGUUCUCAAGGUCGAGGCACAAUUAUCGCCAAACUCCUACAUACUGGAUCCAGGUUGCCACCUCACCGGAGGGUUUGCGCUGUAUUCUUGGUGGAAACCAGAUCAGCCACAGCUAGAGAGUCAACCAACAGAUCACUCUGAUGGAGACUGGGUCUUUACCGUUGGUGGCUAUCACCCCGCGUUCAAACCGCCCCCUCAAUAUCCAAAGGUAGAGCGACUGAAGAUUAGUUGGAAUUUGGAUGACACUCUUGCUAUAUCUGGCGAGGCGUAUUUUGCCGUCACACCAAAGGUGUGUAUGGGUGGAGGCAAAUUGCACGCUUCACUUUCACUAGGUCCGCUCAGAGCUUGGUUUGAUGCUUACGUCGAUUUCUUGAUUAAUUAUCAGCCGUUUUACUUCAUCGGAGACGGUGGAAUCUCCGUGGGAGUUGCAUAUGACUUGGAUCUAUGGCUCGUAAGCCUCCACAUCCAAGUGGAGAUUGGCGCCACCUUGCACAUUGAAGGUCCGCCUGUCGCAGGUUAUGUGCACGUCAACUUCUGGGUGUUUGGUUUCGAUGUCAAGUUCGGAAGUCAGGGUGCGAAACCAGACGUGCUAACUCUGAGACGGUUCUAUGACUUGCUUUUGCAGUCUUCCACGGGUACUUCCAACAAGAGCGCGCCGCAUGUGUACUCAUGCGUGCGAGGAUUAAUACCCCCAAAGACUACAGUAGCUCCAGAGUCCAGUGAACCGUGGAGGGUUACAGGUGGUAUACUCCAGAUUGCAGUAUCGUGUAAAGUGGCAUUUUACGGCGUUACGAUCAACAACAAGGCAAGGCCAGAGCUGGGUGACAGCACACCUCUUUAUGCCAAGCCCAUGCAGCUGACUGAUCAGCUGACAAAGUCUGAGUUGACUAUUGGGAUACAACAUCCUGGUAAUGAAGAGUCAGCGUGGAGGUUUGAACGGACUAGCAGCGCAGUUCCCCGCGCUCUUUGGGAGAAGUAUGACGAAAGUGAAGAUCCCAUCAUAAGUAACCAGCUGAAAAACUUACUGGGCAGUUCGGAUGUUUCCAUGAAUCUGACUACCGGUUUGGUCAUUCGCGCUCCAGAGCCUGAGACAUCUGAUGGAAAUUUCGCAAAGUUUGAUGCGGCCAAAGCUGCCAUGGAAUCAGUGUACGAUGAUGAUGAAAAGCAACCUAAAAUCCAAGUAUUUGCACCAGCAAGUCCAGCAUGGACGCCUGCUAGUCAACCCGAAACGGAUCGAUGGAAAUUGGUGAAAGAUACUUGGAAUAGCUCAUCGGAGACCACCAGUCAGCAAAUAGUAAGCACUUGGUCGGGCGCUAUGAACUGGACCUAUCUGGCAGCUGAGGAUAGUUUGGGCGGAAACAAACCAAAGUUGCUCCUCCAGGACUUUGACAAUAUAUACAUAAAGCCACCUUUAAUCAAGGUGUGA
Lindgomyces ingoldianus is the source of this 3362-nucleotide messenger RNA. RefSeq lists its product as uncharacterized. The record is from RefSeq and is a predicted model, not a curated record. The transcript has 3 exons. Bases 18 to 3362 code for a protein of 1114 amino acids. NCBI's taxonomy places the organism in Eukaryota, Fungi, Ascomycota, Dothideomycetes, Pleosporales, Lindgomycetaceae.